GCACUUCAUGCGGUCUAAGUGCUCAUACCCACUCUCCCCAUUUCUUCUUUCACCGACCUUCAUGUUCUGGAAUUCCGGUUACACCACCUGGCAACAACUUGAGGGAUGUAUAAAUGACAAGGUAUGUAAAUUAGCUAAAGAUAGGAAAAGACAAGAAUUGCAGAUUGUGCCUACUCGUAUCCUCCAUUCUAUUUUCUACAUGUGAUUUUCUUAACUGUCUUACAGUAAUUUUUGAGACUGCACAGUCUGCAUGCAUUGACACAGCAACCUUGAUUAGCUGCUCGGUUUAUGGUGUUCCACAAUGCCACUAAUUAUAAAGGAAAAUGUGGAGGCAGGCAUGACAGCUAGGACUCCUGGCAUGCCAAUUUGUUCAA
Rubroshorea leprosula is the source of this 374-nucleotide messenger RNA. The record is from the annotation of a GenBank genome assembly. NCBI's taxonomy places the organism in Eukaryota, Viridiplantae, Streptophyta, Magnoliopsida, Malvales, Dipterocarpaceae.